AUGGUACGAAAAGGCCUCUUAACCCAGUACACUGCCUCUGACGGUGGGGAGGACAGGAACCUCCUGGGAAAGGCCUGGAGUGUGGAACUUUGCAAGUUUGGGCACAAGGGGUUAAUGCCGGACCAGGGCCUCGGCCUGGACAUCACGGAGUUGGGAGAUUUGCUGCUCGACUGUGAGCAGAAUUACUCUGCCUACUACAUCCCCGACGACUUUCCUGAAGCAUGCCGCAGCAGUUACUGCUCCGUCUUCGGCGACCACAUCCCAGCAUUCACGAUGGCAUCGGGCAUCCUCGGCUUGUUAAGCAACGUGGCCCUCGGCACCGCCCUGGCCAAGUCCCCCCACCUUUGGGAUCAACAUCGCCCCGGCAAAACCAUCCUCUCCUUAAUGACAGUGGCCGCUGGCAUCUUUGCGGCCAUCUUGCUGGUUUUUGCAGCAGGCUGGGGGUCGGGAGACGUCCCCUGCAAGGCGGCUCGCGCGAUGCAGUACGGGAGUCUCUUUGCUCAGGGGCUCCUGGUAGCCGGGAGCUCAUGUCUGCUCUGGGGUCUCCACGGCAACCUGUUGCCUGCGGCGUUUUGGGCAGUGGGGUUCCUGCUAUCAGUACCCACUGCCGUGAUCAGUGGUUCAGGCGAUGGUACCUGGGCCAUUUGCAUCCUGAGCCCACAACUCGAGCUGUACCCGUGGUACAUCGCCCACACCAUCCUCUGCGUGGCUGACUUUCUUCUCCUCCCCAUGCUGAUGGGCUUGGCUAAGGUGGCUUCCAAGUGGCACAAAGGCAACUGCGACCUCCGGGUUGGCCUGACCUGGCUUUUUUACCUCUUCUGGGCGCCGUACGGAGUGGCCAUGAUUUUGAAGACUCUGGUUCAGGAAGAGCUGCUGCGCCCGAGCUGCCCUUUCCAGGAAGCUCUCGACCACUUCCUGGGGCUGUCAGAGGGGCUGGGCAUGCUCCAUUGCGUCCUGUGCCCUCUGUUCGUCUUGGGGGCAGCCGUUCAUCGCCAAAAAAGUGCUCGAGCAGGAAGUUGCUAA
Euleptes europaea (tarantolino) is the source of this 1023-nucleotide messenger RNA. It is a transcript of the gene ACKR1, whose product is annotated as atypical chemokine receptor 1 (Duffy blood group). NCBI's taxonomy places the organism in Eukaryota, Metazoa, Chordata, Lepidosauria, Squamata, Sphaerodactylidae. Gene Ontology annotation, cellular component: membrane. Gene Ontology annotation, molecular function: chemokine binding. The record is from RefSeq and is a predicted model, not a curated record. The transcript is spliced from 2 exons. Gene Ontology annotation, biological process: inflammatory response; chemokine-mediated signaling pathway. Bases 1 to 1023 code for a protein of 340 amino acids.